Messenger RNA from Zymoseptoria tritici IPO323, 710 nucleotides. RefSeq lists its product as uncharacterized. Bases 1 to 672 code for a protein of 223 amino acids. Gene Ontology annotation, molecular function: nitronate monooxygenase activity. Lineage: Eukaryota; Fungi; Ascomycota; Dothideomycetes; Mycosphaerellales; Mycosphaerellaceae. The transcript has a single exon. The record is from RefSeq and is a predicted model, not a curated record.
AUGGUCGGUCACCCCAAGCACGUCCACAAGGCCUGUGCUGCUGGCGUAGAUCUCAUCUGCGCACAAGGAGGCGAGGCGGGCGGUCACACAGGAGACAUUCCAAGCAUGGUAUUGCUACCAGCAUGCGCGGAUAUCUGCUCGCAGUAUACUUCUCCCUUGACCAAGAAACCCGUCACGCUGGUCGCCGCAGGGGGCAUCAACGACGGGAGGAGUGUGGCUGCGUCCAUUAUGCUCGGAGCCAGCGGUGUUUGGGUGGGUACAAGAUUCAUCCCCAGUGUGGAAUCCAAAGCUCCAGAGGUCUUCAAGAAGCAAGUCAUUGCUGCGGGAUACGACGACUGGGUCAAAUUGACAGUCUGGUCUGGACGACCCCUCCGUGCGUUGAGAAAUCCUUACCUGACGGAUUGGGAGGUCAACCGUCAAGCAGAGAUCAAGGACUUGACAUCAAGAGGCAUCGUGCCGCUCGUGCAUGAGCUCGACAAGCUGCACGAAUCUGGAAAGUUGACGGACGAGAUCGAGGAUGGAGCGGCGAUGAGACCAGCGGGCAUCGUUGCGGGAUCGGUCAAUAAGGCUGGACAGACUGCUGCAGAUAUCGUGAGUGAGAUGGUUGAAGGAGCAAGUAAGCAGCUCGGCCUAGCCAGAGGCGUGCUGCAGGCGAGUCCUUCAAAGUUGUAGAGUCGGCGGAUACUGCAUAGAAUUGAUGCCUCAAGCAG